AUGCGUCACCCGUCCAGAUCCUGUUGCGACCCUCACACCCUUUCUAUUCGUGCUGCUCAUUACCACCCUUUGUCUCUGCAUCAUCUUUCCUUUCUUUUCCCUCUGAUGGAGGCACAUGAGAGGCAGCUGAGGGCAGUGGGGGAGGACAGCAAGCAGCUCAUGGCAGUCAUUCGCUCCAUGCAGUCGGAUCUCCAAUCACUCAUUAGCGAGUACAGCAAGGGCCUACCCUCAUCAGUUGUAGAGGGGCAGCAACGGGGAGAAGGGCAACAGAAGGAAGGGGAUUCUGAGAAUGUUGCUGAGGAGGAGGAUAGAGGGAGUGAGAAUGGUUCGGAGAGGGAGGAGGAGGUGGAAGAAGAGGAAGAGGAGAACAUGGACGUGUACGCCCUCCCGCCCAACAUGGCCUGUCCGCACAUCAUGGACCUACACCAACGCAUUGUGACCACCAUGCGAGGUCUUGUCGAGAGAGCAGAGCAGCAGCAAGCAGCCUCUGCUGCAGUGGGUGGUGACUGUACCGGAGGGGACAGUAGCGAGAUGGCUGCUCUGAGGGAAGAGCUGGAGGCGUGCAGAGAGCGUUUGGCCGAGCAGGAGCGCUACGAAGACACCCCUCAAUAA
This is a messenger RNA of Closterium sp. Naga37s-1, 612 nucleotides long. The record is from the annotation of a GenBank genome assembly. NCBI's taxonomy places the organism in Eukaryota, Viridiplantae, Streptophyta, Zygnematophyceae, Desmidiales, Closteriaceae.